AUGGCCUUGAAUGAAAACAACUCACUGUCUCGGCUCCUUGAACAAUUUCCUGGGUAUGGAAAGUUCACCUCACAUAUCACGAGUGUUACAUCAUCCUUUGUCCUCCCAUUCUUGUACAUUACCGACCGCCACAAUCCGCGCAUCACAGCCUCACUGCUCAAUCAGAUUUACCGCAACAGUGAAGAUUCUUCUCCUACACAUUUUGCGCACAUAAACGGGACCGCUUGCUUUACAGCGCGGUUGUUGUAUGAUACCGUACUCAACGCGCUCGCAGGAUGGGAAGUGGCCUGGGAGAAUGGGUGUCAAAAUUGGCCUGGUGAGGAUGGGAAAAGAUACAACGACAGUAUCGAUAGCUUUUUACAUGGACUCCGGAAUCUACGCAAUAAAUCCUGGCAAGGAACGGCUAAAGGAAACGGUAGAACUGCAGAUGAAGAACCGAAGAUGGUGCUCCUCGUCGAGAGAGCCGAAAGGCUGAAGGACAACCUCCCGGACCUUAUUGUUCCUCUCACACGUCUCGCAGAAUUGUCACAGGUGAAGAUAGCGACCAUCUUCCUGUCCUCUGCGCGAUGGGAGGAUAUUAAGCCACCUCUUGGCGCAUCCCCAGAUCCCUACUUCAUCGAUAUCGACCCUCCAAGCAAACAGGAUACAGUCGAUAGCCUUCUUUUUGAGUUUCGUUCCACGUCCGCAGCUCAGGCACGUACAGGCACGCAGGAUAAGACGUAUCAUCUAUCACUGUUGCCGUUGUACGAACAAUAUGUGGAACACAUCUACAAUGUUUGCUCUCUUUACACAACCGAUAUCCAGGAACUGCAGUAUAUCGCCGCCGCACGAUGGCCUGGGUUUGUUAAGCCUGUGUUACAGGAGCAAAGCGAUGCUGAUGGAGACGGGGACCCAGACCCAGACGGAACAUGUAAUGAACUGACACUCCCUGCUUCCGACGGCCGCAUGAGACUGCUCAAGUUCUUUACCCCUUCUCUGACGGCGGCACUCGAUAUGCUCCAUCCACGCUUGACCAAUGCUACGGACUGGGCGUUAGCCAAUGACCCUGACAUGCAAGCAUCAGAGGAGGCACAAUGUCAAACAAACACGGAAGCGAGCAUCGUCGUUGACCACCUACCGCGCAUGUCCAAAUUCAUCUUACUCGCAGCGUUCCUUGCUUCGACAAAUCCUGCCAAGAGUGACGUGCGAAUGUUUGGUCGCGGUGCAGAUAAGCAGAAAAGGCGACGUCGAAAAUCUGUGUCGCCAAGGAAGGCUGGGGCGCAGACGACUGUUGCAAAGGUUUCACAAAGACUACUUGGCCCUGUAGUAUUCCCACUGGAUAGACUUCUUGCAAUUCUUGGCGCUCUCCUGGAGGAGAAUGAUGUCGAGAACCGGCCUCACGAACCUUGCUUUGAACUUCCAGGGGAGCACACCGACAUGGAAUUGGGGCGUGUGCACAUUUACGCCGCUAUCACUGAGCUUACGUCUAUGCGUGCCCUACACCGCACGACUGCUUUCGAGAAACUAGAGGGACCGCCUAUGUAUAAAUGUGGGAUUUCAUUUUGGGUAGCAGGGGCACUCGCCAAGGAUUUGCAGGGUUGGUGGUGCUGGGGUACUGGCACAAAUCGGCGAGUAUCAGAAUGUAUAACUCAACUAGAAUCUGGAGCCGAUCACGUAGCUAAUACCACCGGUGAAGAGUUUGUCUCUGAAUCCGCGGCAUUCCCUUUGCAACUACUCGACUCAAAGUUCAACUCUGCCGACCUCCGAGUCGAGAGUGAGGUUACUGAGGACCAACAGGUUGACUCGGACGACCACGUGCAACCUCUCAGCUCGAUUUCUGCAUUCACUGCUCGGAGUUCCAUUAAUGAUAGUGCGGACUUUGACGACCCAAACCUCGACCCUUCACGUAGCACAGAAUUUGACGACGAGUCGCCCUAUCCAGAGGUCCGAUCCGCUGUUGCAAACACAGACGAUCCGUCCAUACAUGUAACAACGCUUCGUACAUGGGUUUUAGGUUUGGCCUGGGCAAUUAUCAUGCCUGGCGUGAACCAGUUUUUCUUCUUCCGCUAUCCCACCGUGCCCAUCACUGGCAUAAUCGCUCAGCUACUCUCGUUUCCAAUAGGCCGCCUCUGUGCUGCUUAUCUUCCUCAAAAAAAAAUCUUGGGGAUUUCACUAAAUCCUGGUCCCUUCACUAUCAAGGAGCACGUGCUGAUAACAAUCAUGGCUUCGGUGGGCGCGACAUCUGCUUACGCAUGGUUUUUGGUGAUGUCAACGCAACUAAUUGGCUUCUCCACUGGGGGAAUCACACGACGGUUUCUUGUGUCGCCUCCAAGCAUGAUCUGGCCCGCGACUCUCUAUGCGGGUAUUGGACGAUUAGGCGGCUUAAGCCGAGAACGCUUCUUCGUCUACGUUUUCACAAGCGCAUUCUUGUGGUUCCAGGCCCUUUCGUGGUUUUCUUGGGUAACAUGGAUUUCGCCUGACAAUGCUGAACCCCUAGUUGUUUCACAGCUCUUCGGAACGAUGUACCAUGCGCUGAGAAAACUAGCUACGUCCACGGUAUGUCUAAUUCCGGUCAACAUUAGGGUGGGCAACGGCGAACGUUAUUAUUGGCUUCGUAAUUUUUUAUUUAUUUCGUCAAGGACCUCCUUCGAUAACACACAGAACACAUACAAUGUCUCCCGGAUAUUGACUUCAGAAAGCACUUUUAACGUGACAGCAUAUGAGGAGUACAGUCCGAUAUUUAUUCCAGCAGCAUUCGUGAUGUCUUAUGGUCUCUCGUUUGCUUCCAUCACUGGUAAGGAAGUAUGCACUAUAGCUAUGACAGAAAUUGACAGAAAUGUCUUAGCGACUAUCGUCCAUUGCUAUAUUCAUUUUCGGAAGCAAAUUUGGUAUCAAGCGCGACGGUCACUCGAGGAACAGGCAGACAUUCAUGCUCGCCUUAUGAGUCGAUACCCACAAGUUCCCGAAUGGUGGUACUUGUCCUUAUUCGCUCUCAUGUUUGCAUUGGGUGUCGUCAGCAUCGAGAUUUGGCCUACAGAGAUGCCGGUUUGGGCUUUUGUCAUAGCGCUCUUAAUCGGCAAUCACCAAUCAGCAAAUUGGGUUGAAACAUAUCCUAGCGUCAUCACAGAGCUGAUCAUCGGAUAUUCGCUACCUGGCAAACCGGUAGCAAUGAUGCUGUUCAAGACCUACGGCUAUAUUACUAUGUAUCAAGCCUUGACAUUUACGUCCGACUUCAAACUUGGUCACUACAUGAAAAUCCCUCCUCGAAAAAUGUUCUGGUGCCAGAUUGUGGCUGCGAUAGUUGCUGGAACCACGCAAAUGGGCGUUCAAUCGUGGAUGUUCUCUACCAUACCAGACAUAUGUAGUAGUACUCAAAAAGACGGUUUCACCUGUCCUAACACGGAGGUAUUUGGCACUGCGUCCAUCUUCUGGGUUCCGGGCAAUUAUAUCAUUGUAUGUCCCCAUUGCCAGCUUGACAGAAGGAACGCUAUAGACACACUUCUAGCCGUGUUAGUAUUCUUCAUCAUCGGAGCAUUUCAUGACGUCGUACACCAUAGCCCGCUAAUAUUUAAUGGUACCAACAAGAUUCCCCCAGCUUCUGCGCUCAAUUAUGUACCGUGGGCGCUCGUAGGUUUCAUCUUCCAGUAUGUUAUACGAAGGCGUAAUUUUGCAUGGUGGACGAAAUACAAUUAUGUCUUGUCGGCGGCACUGGAUGCUGGACUAGCUGUUUCUGUAAUCUUCAUAUUUUUCGUAUUGCAAUAUCCGGCAAAAUGGGUCGAUUGGGGAGAGCUUGCAACAUUGGUGGGGCAACACGGUGGGCCCUUCAUUGAACUACCAGCUCAAACGACUAAUGUGUUCAUCAUUAAGGUGUUUAACACAACUGCUGAUGGUAUGGGCACUCCGGUUCGUCAGUUACACGGCUCAGAAACAUUCGGCAAACUCAGCCCCAGCAUGGGAUCUUGGUAG
Suillus subalutaceus is the source of this 3945-nucleotide messenger RNA. RefSeq names its product OPT oligopeptide transporter protein-domain-containing protein. The coding region runs from base 1 to 3945 and encodes 1314 amino acids. The transcript has 38 exons. Gene Ontology annotation, biological process: transmembrane transport. Gene Ontology annotation, molecular function: oligopeptide transmembrane transporter activity. NCBI's taxonomy places the organism in Eukaryota, Fungi, Basidiomycota, Agaricomycetes, Boletales, Suillaceae. The record is from RefSeq and is a predicted model, not a curated record.